This is a messenger RNA of Dracunculus medinensis (Guinea worm), 231 nucleotides long. NCBI's taxonomy places the organism in Eukaryota, Metazoa, Nematoda, Chromadorea, Rhabditida, Dracunculidae. The record is from the annotation of a GenBank genome assembly.
AUGGUCACUGAUGCGGCACAGGCAUUCGGUGCGAAAAUUACCGGUCUUUUCAAAAAAGGUCCAGCAUAUCUCGACUAUCCGAAAUCAGAACCGUAUGAAGGAAGGAUUAUGCUAACAGAUCGCAUAGCAGAAGUCGAACAAGAACCAUUGGAGCAACAUGUUAGUGUCUAUCAUAUCGGUAGGUAUGAUGAGCCAAUAACAGGUAAAAUUGAAUUCAUUUUCAAGAAAUAG